Melanotaenia boesemani (Boeseman's rainbowfish) is the source of this 1791-nucleotide messenger RNA. RefSeq names its product NEDD8 ubiquitin like modifier (gene nedd8). The record is from RefSeq and is a predicted model, not a curated record. Gene Ontology annotation, cellular component: cytoplasm; nucleus. Gene Ontology annotation, biological process: regulation of proteolysis; protein neddylation; modification-dependent protein catabolic process. The coding region runs from base 294 to 536 and encodes 80 amino acids. Gene Ontology annotation, molecular function: protein tag activity; ubiquitin protein ligase binding. Lineage: Eukaryota; Metazoa; Chordata; Actinopteri; Atheriniformes; Melanotaeniidae. The transcript is spliced from 4 exons.
GUUUAUUUAAGUUUAAAAUAUGAGCUCUUUGGACGAUAAAUGUCGCAAGUAACACCGGAAUCAAGUUAAGCGGAACAUUUGCUCGCACGGGCAAGGAGGCGGUAGGAUCUCUUAAGAAACACAGGAAACACUCAUUGAAUUGCAGGAACAGGAGGAAUAUCGAGUUUCUUCACCAAAAGACAAGCCGAAAAUUUAAUUUUCACUCUGCAGAAGGUGAAACAAUAACACCAGAUAACAUUAAGUAAUAUUACUUAUCCUGUUUACGUAAAUUUACUUAAAACAACUGACCAAACAUGCUGAUUAAAGUGAAGACGCUCACUGGCAAGGAGAUAGAGAUUGACAUAGAGCCCACAGAUAAGGUGGAGCGAAUUAAAGAAAGGGUGGAGGAGAAAGAGGGGAUUCCUCCCCAGCAACAGAGGUUGAUCUACAGUGGAAAACAGAUGAAUGAUGAGAAAACAGCAGCAGACUAUAAGAUCCAGGGAGGUUCUGUUCUGCACCUGGUACUUGCCUUGAGAGGAGGACACUUGCUCUGGUAGUCAUUGUAGCUGCCAAUACAAAACCUGCCUAAACUGAUGUGAUGCCUUCACAAAGCACUGAAGACACAGCCACCGAUUGCAGAAUCACCUGGUGACAUCAAAGGCAGCACAGAGUUAUUAGUAGAAAUAUUAAUAUCAGGUUCUCCUUUGGUAACCAUCUCCUUAUAGCCUUUAGUAUCUUGCCUGUAAAAAACUUCUCAUAUUAUAACAUCCAAACAUGCAGAAAAGUUGUGGAGAAUUUAAGAACCUUUGGUUACUGCAGAAAACCACUGUUCAAGCUUUUCUUUAUACUAGGCAAAGCUAAAGUUACUCGAGGCAUACUGGAGCACAAAAAUAGUCUUUGUUCCACUUUUGGUCAAACAGAGAUAACUGGAAUUUGAAAGUGCUUUAUGGAAACACAUCAUUUACAAUCAAAUCGGCACACUGUAGUUUUUUCUUUUUUCUUUCAUACAUGUCUUGUUCUCUAAAAAAAUGCUCCAACUACAAUAGCUUUCUUUUGUGAAGUGCUGAUAUAGCCCCGUUAGGGAAAGAAAAACUACAUCUUUAAAAUGGAUAUGUUCUGAUUUACAAUACAAUUUUCAGUACUGACAUAAGAAUACCAAUACAACAGUCAUUUUCACCCAUUCAGUAAAAUGUCAUUGUUAUUAGCAAAUGAGCUAGCAGAAAGGCUGUAAACUGAGCUUAGCUGAGCAUCUUGCACCUUUAAAGGUUCACUGAUGAACAUACAUUUGGUCCUUUCUUUGUUUUGGCAGGACAAAAAACAAACAGUGUUUGUCCAGGAAACUUUUUCAUAGCAAGAUUUUAGCCUAGAAUUCUGUGCUUGUUUGUACCCAACAAACCAGACGCUAAGCUAGUUGUCAACAUUAGUGCUUUAGCCUAAUAUGAAAACGGUUCAGUUUCCCCUGCCUACUGCUUGUAUUGAAUCAUUGACCACAUAGUUUACUUUCCGCUUGCUUUUUAGGUAGACUUGAUAUGUUCAUGGGUUAUUUAACUUUCUAAAAGUAAUAUGUUUUUCGUUCUGAUUUCACAUUUUACUGCUGCAAGAAGGAAAAGCGUGUGUCGCUGCUGUAUUGCUCGACAGUAGCUUCAGGUUACAUCAGUAUUGUUUUGCUUCCGAGUGUGUUCAGAGAAAUGACAUUUGCUUUUGUAUUUUCAGUCGGUUAACGUAAAGCUCCUCUUGGUGCAGUCAGAUUUGUUUGAGACGGAAUUAUGCUUUUUGGAAUGUUUUUGUCAAUAAAGUUAAUGCUGUCAAGUC